CACCAACGCCUACCGCAGUUGCAAGUGCAGUGAGAUUAUGAGUCGACACGCUGAACAUGACGCUCGCAGACGAGGUGGUACCAAUGUCGAGGUGGAGUUGGACGAUUAUGCUUUUGCUACGAGGUCAGCACUCAUGAUUCUCCCGAGUGACAAGCAGCACUCGAAUAACUUCGGUUUAUUCCAUAGAAACUUGAAUUUGUCUCUUAUCCGGCAUUCAGGUUAUGACUCCCCAUCCCUCAAUGCGACCUGUUCGUGGAACAUCACGAAAGAUGCAGCCGAUGCCCUACAACAGACGCCGAUUUUAUGCCACCCCGUUCUAGCCGAAUACCCCGACCCUACAGAUCUCGGCAGUUGCAUUGUUGAUAGCACCCAUUGUAACCAAUUUCCGCGCAACCAAGGCCAUCGGAGCGACCGACUAUAUGUUGCUUACAUAUCCCAGAACCCGUCAGUUGUCACUUCAGAGACUAUGCCAAGGUCAGCAACACCCGGCUAACAGCCCGAAUUUUUGGUCAGAACACACGCAGG
Molecule: messenger RNA, 525 nt
Organism: Pseudomassariella vexata
Lineage: Eukaryota; Fungi; Ascomycota; Sordariomycetes; Amphisphaeriales; Pseudomassariaceae
Exons: 1
Coding region: 38-493 (151 amino acids)
Source: RefSeq, a predicted model, not a curated record